GGAAGCAAUGUGGAUAGCAGCUGUGUGCUGCGGGAAUCCCGGCGCAGGAAGACGGUUUGGCAGGCCUGGCAAAAGAAGGCCCUGCUAUCAGCUUUCUGCAAGAACCAAUACCCGAGCUUCUGGGACAGGCAGGAACUGGCCAGGCAAAUACAGCUCCCUGCGUCCCGCAUCCGAGUGUGGUUUCAGAACCAAAGAAGUCGCACUGGAGUGGCGAGGCACGGCCCAAAGCGGUCCAGCAGAGGCUCCAUUCCGCUAGCCUCACAACAACUCGAGGAAGGGUUUGGCUCCAGGUCACAAGGUAGCAGCAUGCCCUCGGACAGCAGAAGGCCUCGCACUCGACUCAACUUGCAACAGCGCAGGAUCCUAGUACAAGCCUUUGAGAGGAACCCGUUGCCAGGCUUUGCUACCAGGGAGCAGCUGGGGCAAAGGACAGGUUUGAAUGAGGACACGAUCCACAUAUGGUUUCAGAACAGAAGAGCGCGGCAAGCCCGCGCUCCAGAUCAAGAUGUGCCUGCUUCACAAGUGCAGGAUGUGGCAACUGGAGGUCUCAGUGGCAAGGAUGAGGCAGCACCGGACAACCUGUUAUUGAUGGCUGCUGCAGGAGGUGUGGGCAUGGAGAACUCGAGCUCCAGCGACCAGCCCCACUUCCACGAAGAGUCCCAGCAUCCCCAAGUGGCACUGCCCGAAGGACGAGGCCAAUCACAGACAGCCACUCAAGCAUACGAGCCAGGAACUCUGGAACUACUCCUUGAUGAACUGCUGGAAGAAGACCAAGUGGAGUGUGACAGGCCAUUCCCUGUGGAUCUGGAUGGAAAUCCUGGUUCCCAGCAACCCCAAGUGGCACAGCCUGAAGGACAAGGCCAAGAACAGGCUCUCACUCAGGGAUGCAACACGGGCCCCCUGGAACUCUUCCUGGAUCAACUGCUGAUGGAAGUUCGAGUGGAGACGCACAAAAAAACUAAAGGAUACAUGCUAAGCUCUGCCAAUACAGGGUCAUCUAGUCCUUCAGAAUUCCUGCUUCUCUUAAGAGAGUCUCAGCUACCACAAUGGGCACAGCCUGAAGGACAAGGCCAAGAACAGGCUCUCACUCAGGGAUGCAACACGGGCCCCCUGGAACUCUUCCUGGAUCAACUGCUGAUGGAAGUUCGAGUGGAGACGCACUCCCCAGGCCCUGUACAUCUGGAAGGUGGAGGGCAGCAAAUGGAUGCAACACCUGAGCUGCCUCUCUCUCAAGAAGAAUAUGAGGCUCUGCUGGAUAUUCUCUGA
Molecule: messenger RNA, 1266 nt
Organism: Rattus norvegicus (Norway rat)
Lineage: Eukaryota; Metazoa; Chordata; Mammalia; Rodentia; Muridae
Source: RefSeq, a predicted model, not a curated record